AUGUCUUGCAGUGAGAACAGGCAAACGGGCAUCUGCCAUCUUCUCCGCCUUCCAGCCAAGGUCCACGAACGUAUCUUCCACUACCUGUUCUCGCGAGAUUGGGACUACUGCGAAAAGCUACAGAUCACUGGAGACCGACAAGUAUACUUGACGACUUCCAAGCGCCCCAGGUGUUUGGCCGGAUCUGAUGAUGCAGCUAUCUUACGGACCUGCAAGCUGCUGCACGAUGAAGGACUGCCCGUGCUAUAUGAAUGCUCGAAGUUCAUCGUCACAAUUUCAAUGCCAGUUGCAUAUCCCCGUAGCGAAGAGGUGGAGGGUCUUCCGCUUGGAUCUAUGGCUUCGACCAAGACGAUGUGGCGAAACAUGAAGCAUUUGAAGUUGAUUGUGCGCUGGGAGCAGCACACUAAGAAACUCGUUUUUACUGUUCACGACUUCGUGAACGCUUGUCGAGACAACAUGGGCCUCAGCAUCUCUGAAUUGAAAAUAGAGGGUAUAUACAGCCAUGAUGGAUCCGUCAACCCUAUCCUAAUCUGCUUGGCCCGCUUGAGAUAUCCAGAACCUCCAAGGGUGUGGUUCAAGUUCACCGAAGUCCGGUUUAGGCGGUCUCCAGACGUUAGCUUGGAGGAUUUCCUCACAGCCACUGGUGGUCGGGAUGUUUCAAAUGAGUUUGAGACACAAGAAGACCGCCUGCGAUUUCCUCAUCCCGAGGACUAUCAACGUUGCCAGGGAUCCCGUGCGCAGGGUGGGGCCGAGUAUCAUCAUCAUGGCUGGAUGCGCAGCGGUGACAAAGAUGUUGAGAGCGAAGUGACUCGUCGAGGAUAA
Zasmidium cellare ATCC 36951 is the source of this 822-nucleotide messenger RNA. RefSeq lists its product as uncharacterized. NCBI's taxonomy places the organism in Eukaryota, Fungi, Ascomycota, Dothideomycetes, Mycosphaerellales, Mycosphaerellaceae. The record is from RefSeq and is a predicted model, not a curated record. The coding region runs from base 1 to 822 and encodes 273 amino acids. The transcript has 3 exons.